UUUCGGGAGUUCCUGGAACAUGUCUGGGCGCGGCAAAGGAGGCAAGGGGUUGGGCAAGGGAGGCGCCAAGCGUCAUCGGAAAGUCUUACGAGACAAUAUCCAAGGCAUUACUAAGCCUGCUAUUCGGCGUCUUGCUCGACGAGGCGGUGUUAAGCGUAUUUCUGGCCUCAUCUACGAGGAGACCCGUGGAGUGCUGAAGGUUUUCCUGGAGAAUGUCAUCCGUGAUGCUGUCACUUACACCGAACACGCCAAGCGCAAAACUGUAACAGCUAUGGAUGUAGUUUACGCCCUUAAGAGACAGGGCCGUACCCUGUAUGGAUUUGGCGGAACUCAGGAACUUUGCUCCCAGAAUAUGACUGCUUGGUAUAAAGAAUAUUUUGAAUUACAGACCCUUAGAGAUCGACAAGCCUUGGAAGGGGCUUUCUAUCUACCUGCAGCUGGUCUUCAGUUUCCAGUGGGCCGUGUGCACCGCCUGUUGCGCAAGGGCAAUUAUUCCGAACGCGUUGGGGCUGGCGCGCCAGUGUACCUGGCAGCUGUCCUGGAAUAUUUGACCGCCGAAAUACUGGAGCUGGCAGGAAAUGCAGCUCGUGACAACAAGAAGACUCGCAUCAUCCCGCGCCACCUGCAGCUAGCCAUCCGCAAUGACGAAGAGCUUAAUAAGCUUCUGGGUCGUGUUACCAUUGCUCAGGGCGGUGUCCUCCCCAAUAUCCAGGCUGUAUUGCUGCCAAAGAAAACAGAAAGCCACCACAAGGCGAAGGCCAUGGCGCGUACCAAACAAACUGCUCGUAAAUCUACAGGCGGAAAAGCGCCGCGAAAACAGCUUGCCACCAAGGCUGCCCGCAAGAGCGCACCGGCUACCGGGGGCGUGAAGAAGCCUCACCGCUACCGGCCAGGCACCGUGGCUUUGCGCGAGAUUCGCCGCUACCAAAAAUCAACGGAGCUGCUUAUUCGUAAGCUACCUUUCCAGCGCCUGGUGCGUGAGAUCGCGCAGGACUUCAAAACCGAUCUCCGUUUCCAGAGCUCUGCUGUGAUGGCGUUGCAGGAGGCAUGCGAGGCCUACCUGGUGGGACUUUUUGAGGACACAAACCUGUGCGCUAUCCAUGCUAAGCGUGUCACUAUAAUGCCCAAGGAUAUCCAGCUUGCACGCCGCAUUCGUGGGGAGAGGGCCAACCGCUUCACCUCUACUCCCCCUUCUCCUUCCUUCAAAAAGGCGUCUAUAAAAGCAACUAUUCGGUACGCGCAGACCCGCGCGUCAGUGUACCCGGCGGCGGCGCUGUUGUACCAGACCCGAGACCCGGAGUUGGCGGCCACUUUCUUGGUCCCAGCAGCUGCUGCCGGUUUCUUGGCUUUCUUCGGGGUCUUCUUGGCGCUCUUUUUUGGGGCGGCGGAGGUAGUCGCCCUUUUAGGCUUCUUAGCUGCACCGGUGGGCUUUUUGGGCUUGGCCGCGCCUGCCUUCUUCGCCUUGGGUUUCGCUUCCCCUGAAGCCGCCUUAUUCAGCUUGAAAGACCCGGAAGCGCCCGUGCCUUUGGUCUGCACCAGACCCGCAGCUGCAAGAGCCUUCUUGAGAGCGACCAGAGAAACACCGCUGCGCUCCUUGGAAGCAGCCACAGCCUUAGUAAUUAGCUCAGAUACCGGAGGCCCCGCCGCCUUACGCCUCGCACCACUUGCGCCUGCUUUCUUCACCUUUUUCUUCACAGGUGUCUUCUCCGCAGGCUGCGACUUCUUUUUAGUGCUCAGCAUGUCAGGCCGAGGGAAAGGUGGGAAGGGCCUGGGUAAGGGGGGUGCUAAGCGCCACCGUAAGGUCUUGCGGGACAAUAUCCAAGGUAUUACCAAGCCUGCCAUUCGUCGCCUUGCUCGUCGUGGGGGUGUGAAGCGCAUUUCCGGCCUUAUCUACGAAGAGACUCGGGGCGUGUUGAAAGUGUUUCUAGAAAACGUGAUUCGGGAUGCUGUCACCUACACGGAGCACGCCAAACGCAAGACGGUCACAGCCAUGGACGUUGUCUACGCGCUCAAGCGUCAAGGUCGCACCCUGUACGGCUUCGGAGGCUGAUAUUCCCACUUUCGGUUUCUCAUUUUUUAAAUAAAGAAUUCACAAAAGGUCCUUUUUAGGGCCACUUA
Messenger RNA from Nycticebus coucang (slow loris), 2118 nucleotides. RefSeq lists its product as uncharacterized. The transcript has 9 exons. Gene Ontology annotation, molecular function: structural constituent of chromatin; DNA binding; protein heterodimerization activity. Gene Ontology annotation, biological process: nucleosome assembly. The record is from RefSeq and is a predicted model, not a curated record. Bases 20 to 2050 code for a protein of 676 amino acids. Lineage: Eukaryota; Metazoa; Chordata; Mammalia; Primates; Lorisidae. Gene Ontology annotation, cellular component: nucleosome.